GAAGUAGCAGAGAAACAGUGUAAAAGGUAUAAUGGAUACUGAAAAGGUUAAGUUUUCGGCUUAUAUAGUGCAAGGAUUGGCGGCAUUUAUAAUUGCCUAUCUCUCAUUAUUGACUGGUUUUGUAUACGCCUGGCCAUCGUUUACUAUGGAAAUGUUUAAAUCCAAUUCCACCGUUCUAAGUACAUCUAUGUCAGCCACAGAAGCAUCAUUGUUAGGAAGUUUGACUAACAUCGGGGGUUUAAUGGUGUCACCUUUCUGUGGAUAUGUAGUGGACAAGAUUGGGAGGAAAUACUCUGCUAUGAUGUUUGGAGUUCCAUUUGUGGUUUCCUGGGGUCUCAUAUAUUUUACCAAAUCAGUUAGUGUGGUUCUUUUGUCUAUAUGGUUAGCGGGUUUUGGAGCAGGCGGACAAGGAAUAUCUUCAAUGUACAUAUCAGAAAUAUCACAAGAUUCUAUUAGAGGGGCACUAACUUCGUCAUUUGUAUCAGUAUUUCUAUUGGGACUUCUAGUUUCAUAUAUUAUUGGAGGAUAUUUGUCAUAUGAACAUGUGGUAUUCAUCAAUUUUAUACUCUCAAUGAUGUUUAUUUUACUGUUGACGCUGAUAAAAGAAUCCCCAGUGUACUUGUUAAAACGGGGAAGAAAUAAAGAAGCAGCAGAGUCUCUAGCCUUUUACCGUCGAGUAGAAGCUAACUCUGUCGAAGUACAAAUGGAAAUUAAAAAGAUCACAUUACAAUUAAAUCCAAAGAUAGAUAAAAUAUUGCAGGACGGUGAUGAUGUAUUACUUACGACAGAGACGGGACAAUAUACGGAUUUUAUUGACCAAGAAAAGAAAAGUGAAGCUCCAUGGCGAAUCCUAAGACAAUCGAAAUCAUCCAAACGAGCAUUGACAUCCGUGCUUAUAGUGAUGAGCUUGACGAUUCUUAUGGGAUCCGUGGUAAUGCAAAUAUAUGCGGAAUCUCUGUUCAAAGAGGCUAUACCAACGAUGCAUCCAAACACUUGUUCUAUUUUGCUUGCGGUGGAUUAUUUUCUGGCGAGUUUUGUUUGCGCUUGCAUGGUGGACAAAUUUGGGAGAAAGACUCUCAUGACCGUAACUUCUAUUAUAUCUGGAGUAUUUACCAUUCUCCUUGGAUCCCAGCUUCAGAAACGGUGGGCGCCACAUUGGUUCACAGCUUUCGUUAUCUAUGGAUACAGUUUUGUUUACAACCUUGGAGUCGCAGUUGUUCCAUUUGUUCUUAUGGCCGAAGUAUAUUUGCCUGAGGUUCGUGGACUGUGCAAUAUGUUGUCUAUGGCAUGUAUGUGGAUUAUGAACUUCGUAAUUAUUUUCAUUUACAACCCGUUAGUGAUCCUCUUCGGCCUAGGCCCCGCAUUCUACAUUUUCUCAACAGUCUGUUUUAUUGGAGCCGCCUACAGCCAUUUCUGCUUACCAGAGACCAAGGGUCUACCAGCUGAUAAAAUACAGUUGUUGUUCUUAAAAAAGAAAUAUUUUAUUUAAUUCGACUUGUUGUCUUGUUGUUUAUUGUUGUUG
Molecule: messenger RNA, 1522 nt
Organism: Pararge aegeria (speckled wood butterfly)
Lineage: Eukaryota; Metazoa; Arthropoda; Insecta; Lepidoptera; Nymphalidae
Product: facilitated trehalose transporter Tret1-like
Exons: 8
Coding region: 32-1489 (485 amino acids)
Biological process (GO): transmembrane transport
Cellular component (GO): membrane
Molecular function (GO): transmembrane transporter activity
Source: RefSeq, a predicted model, not a curated record